UGGGUAUUAACUGGUUUACGACUGCGGACAGACAGACGCAAAUAGGCCGGGUUUUAACUAAUAGGGCCUAGUUUAAAAUCCGUAUUUACUUGUUCAGUUUCAAUAUACCAUUAAAUUGCAUCUGUAGUUUUGCAAAAUAAUCGCAGCCUGAGACAAGCGAUCGGAGGUGAAUACAUCUGAAGAUAAAAAUAAGUAACUAAACCGGAUAGCUAGUUCAUGCUAGCUAAGUUACAUCGUUGGGCGCCAGUCUUUUCGUUUGCCGAGAUUGCUAGCUCUGCACGUUUCAUUGUUGUUGUUGUUAGCGACCGAGCUUGCUAACUGCUAAAUUUCAGCAUUACUUGCUAGCUACAGUUUUUAGCUACAAGAAAGCAACCAGGCAUGGCGGAAUUCCUCGAAGAUCCGUCGGUUCUCACGAAGGAUAAGCUCAAAAGUGAGCUCACGGCCAACAAUGUCCUUCUUCCCAGCUCCGAACAGAAGAAAGAUGUCUACGUUCAGUUGUACCUGAAGAACUUGACCGUUCUGAACAAAAAAUGUCCACCAUCUGUAGACACGUUCUCCAGUGAUGAAGAAUUGCCUGCCCCUGUAGUCUCCAACAAGAGCCGAUCUGGAAGAGUAAGUAAUGAAAUAUGAUGUUAUAAAUGGUUAUUACAGUGCUAUGAGUAUGAAUUGAUAUUGUAAUGUUAGUCAUAAUGCAUGAAAUCACUAGAUACCUGUGUUGUAAAAUGAUGUGAUGCCUUUCCAUGUGAUGUUAUUUCAGUUAAAUAUCCACUUCCUAUUUUCUUCCCUCCUACUCAUGCCUUGAAUUGGUUCUCUAAUGGAUGUUUGUUUACUAGAUAACGUUAUUUAAGUCAGAGAUAGGCUAGUCUUUGGUCUCUAUUAGAUAAGCUAAUUAACCAGUCUAUGUAUUGACACCCAUAAUCCAUCAAUAGAAAGCUACCAGGAAGACAGACAAGCCUCGCUCAGAAGAAGUGGAAGUCACAGACCUCACCGAUGCAAGUUUAAAAGAUGAGCUGUUGAAGCAUGGAGUCAACGCUGGGCCCAUAGUUGGUGAGUCCUGCUUAUAUCUCUCACUUGUCUAAGGUGUCCUCCUCUUCUUCAUCUGCACUGAUCUGAGAAGAGAAGUGAAGUGAAAGCGAAAUGGUAGAAGCCUACUGAGGAAUCUGCUUUCAACUCUUCAGUUCUUUCAAACCUGUGCAGAUGAAGGGAAGGAGGCGAGGAGAGAAAGCCACUUGAGACUAUUGAGGUGCGUGCACCAACAGACUCAGACAAACUGAGAGAUAUCUUUAACGACAGUUCACUUCAUCCCAAACUGGUUUCCCUUGCCUUUCCCUCAGGCUCCAACAGGAAGCUUUAUGAGAAGAAGCUUCAGAAGCUACUGGAUACACCUACAGCUGAGACUACUUCCAGCCCACCUGAAACUGCCAGAGUUACUGCUGCAGCCAAGGCAGAUGGCAACCAGAACGGCAACACACACUCUGGCCAGUACAGUGACAAGGAGGAAGGUGAGAGCAAUCAUCUUACCACUGCACAAGAACAUGCACCAUUAAUUAGGCAGCACACCUAAACAAAUAAUGUUAAUUCAGGGUUGGGAUCAAUUCCAUUUCAAUUUAGGAAGUAGGCCUAAACUGAAAAGCAAUGAGGGAAAUGUUCAUUUCAGUCUACUUCCUGAAUUGAAAUGGAAUGGAUCCUUUUUACUUUAUGAUGUUUGACUGUCAGUUUAGAUGCCUUGAUUCUCACUGACUCGUGUUCGCUUUACCUGUGCCAGAUGAGAUAGCUACUGCUCCUGAACCAGAGGCUGUUCCUGUUGUGGAGCAGCCUGUGAGGAUCGGAGGGAAGACUCCUGUCACUGUUAGGAACAGCAGCAGAUGGAGCAGUAAGGUAAGCCUUCAAGUUCAACUUUAUUUUCCAUAUAGAUACAUAAUACAUAAAUAAUAAUAAAAACAUCUUAAAACAUGCAAUGGAAAUCAGGGCUCUCACAUUAAAACUGCUUUCGUUUUCAACAGCAAGAAAGUUCAGCACAAAUAUGUACAAAUAACAUUAUCUUGCACCCAUAAACUCCAGCCUCUCAAUCAUCUGUUGUUAUUGUCAAUGUUCACAGCUACAGGUGGUGGAGGUGAACCUAGCAACUGGCGACCAGACCCCUAAGAAGACGAGGGAGAAUGUUGAAGAGAUUCUCGCUAAUGAGAUCCUUUCACCCACAGGCAUCAGGUAAGUCUGUUGACAUUUCACUUCAUCAGCAAAGUAGCCUUGAAGAAUGGUUGUUUUGUAUAGAAAGAUUAAAUAUCAUUUUGGAAAGGUAAUGCUCUUUCCAGUAGGCCUGGCACAAUUACUGUAUAACCGUGUAAUCCACAGUUAUAAAUGAAGACUGUCAUGAAAAUAAAAUAACCGUCAUAAUCUUUUUUUUUUUUUUAAAUGAACAAACAAACAGCUGACUGAAGUCUGGACGGCCGGACAUUAGUGUGGUUGAGUCCGUUUCUGCGGUAACAUGGACUCUUAACAACGUGAUUAAACUUUGUUUCUCCUUGCUGAAACAAGCAAGGUGUUGUAGCAAACAAGCACACAUAGAAAGGUGCCAGCAAGGUGCAGCAGCACACACAGAAAUAUAAUCUAUGGUAGUACAUGCAGUCAGGAGCAGAGGAGAGGAAUACAUUUGUGUAAUCUUGUAUUUUUUUUGCUGUACUAAAUCAAAAAUCAAAUUAAAUUUGAUUUGUCACAUACACGUGUUUAGCAGAUGUUAUUGCGGGUGUAGUGAAAUGCUUUUGCUUCUAGCUCCGACAGUGCAGUAAUAUCUAACAAGUAAUAUCUAACAAUUUCACAACAUAUAUACCCAAUACACACAAAUCUAGUAAAAUAAAAUGUAUGCACUCACUAACUGUAAGUCACUCUGGAUAAGAGCGUCUGCUAAAUUACUAAAAUGUAAAUGAAUGGAAUUCAAGAAUAUAUACAUAUAUGGACAAGCAAUGACAGAGCGGUAUUGACUAAGAUACAGUAGAAUAUUAUAGAAUAGAAUACAGUAUAUACAUAUGAGAUGAGUAGUGCAAGAUAUGUAAACAUUAUUAAAGUGACUAGUGUUCCAUUUCUUAAAGUGGCCAGUGAUUUCAAUAGGCAGCAGCAGCCUCUAAUGUGCUAGUGAUGGCUAUUUAACAGUCUGAUGGCCUUGAGAUAGAAGUUGUUUUUCAUUCUCUCGGUCCCAGCUUUGAUGCACCUGAACUGACCUCGCCUUCUGGAUGAUAGUGGGGUGAACAGGCAGUGGCUCGGGUGGUUGAUGUCCUUGAUGAUCUUUUUGGCCUUCCUGUGACAUCGGGUGCUGUAGGUGUCUUGGAGGACGGGUAGUUUGCCCCGGUAAUGCGUUCGGCAGACCGCACCACCCUCUGGAGAGCCCUGCGGUUGCGGGCGGUGCAGUUGCCAUACCAGGUGUUGAUACAGCCCGACAGGAUGCUCUCAAUUGUGCAUCUGUAAAAGUUUGUGAGGGUUUUAGGUGCCAAGCCACAUUUCUUUAGCCUCCUGAGGUUGGAAAGGCUCUGUUGCGCCUUCUUCACCACACUGUCUGCGUGGGUGCACCAUUUCAGUUUGUCAGUGAUGUGUACACCAAGGAACUUGUAGCUUUCCACCUUCUCCACUGCGGUCCCGUCGAUGUGGAUAGGGGGGUGCACCCUCUGCUGUUUCCUGAAGUCCACGAUCAUCUCCUUUGUUUUGUUGACGUUGAGUGAGGUUAUUUUCCUGGCACCAAACUCCCAGAGCCCUCACCUCCUCCCUGUAGGCGGUCUCGUCAUUUUUGGUAAUCAAGCCUACUACUGUUGUGUCGUCUGCAAACUUGAUGAUUGAGUUGGAGGCGUGCUUGGCCACGCAGUCAUGGGUGAACAGGGAGUACAGGAGGGGGCUGAGCACGGACCCUUGUGGAGCCCCAGUGUUGAGGAUCAACGAAGUGGAGAUGUCGUUUCCUACCUUCACCACCUGGGGGCAGCCCGUCAGGAAGUCCAGGACCCAGUUGCACAGGGCGGGGUUCAGACCCAGGGCCUCGAGUUUAAUGAUGAGCUUGGAGGGUACUAUGGUGUUGAAUGCUGAGCUAUAGUCAAUGAACAGCAUUCUUACAUAGGUAUUCCUCUUGUCCAGAUGGGAUAGGGCAGUGUGAUGUCGAUUGCAUCGUCUGUGGAUCUAUUGGGGCGGUAAGCAAAUUGAAGUGGGUCUAGGCUGACAGGUAAGGUAGAGGUGAUAUGAUCCUUGACUAGUCUCUCAAAGCACUUCAUGAUGACAGAGGAGAGUGCUACGGGGCGAUAGUCAUUUAGUUCAGUUACCUUUGCUUUCUUGGGUACAAGAACAAUGGUGGCCAUCUUGAAGCAUGUGGGAACAGCAGACUGGGAAAGGGAGAGAUUGAAUAUAUCCGUAAACACAACAGCCAGCUGGUCUGCGCGUGCUCUGAGGACACGGCUAGGGAUGGUUAUAUCGGAGACUGCGGUCAUUUGGCUGGCCUAUUUCCACCAUCCAAAAUUCCAUGACCUUCACAGCCCUACUGGUAUUUAAGGCAGUAGAUGUAAUUACUUUAGUCACUCACCUCAUCCUCUAAUUCCUCUCUCCCCAGCGCCAGCUGCAGGCGACCGAUUCGCGGCGCGGCGGGCCGACCGGUGAAACCCAGCGACUACUGGCUGAACGAGUCUCUCUUGGAGCGCUCCAUCUACACAGAGUCCUAUUCUGAAUGCAGCUCCUUGGGCUCAAACGCGCCGGCCAGGCCCGGCUUCCUCUCUGUCCUGCUGAAGCUCAUGGUGCUCAUCACUGUAGCCGGGUCCAUCUACUUCGCCAUUCAGCACCUCGAUGCUGAUCAGGUUCAGUCCUUCAAGGGUUUGCUAACCGACGCCAAGGGUCUCCUAAACAGCGCUAAGGGUCACCUGUGUAGCACGGUUGAUAAGGUGGUGGAUGCCGUGGUCGAUAAUGUGAUUGUGCCACUGGGUAUCGGGGGAGGCAGCAGCCAAAGUGCAGGAGCAGAGAGUGGCGGUAAGUAGGCAGUGCACCCUCUCCACCCUGCUCCCUUUGUUUUGGGUAUUUUUUACCGUUAUUUUACCAGGUUGUCCAAUUGAGGUCAGAACCCCGUUUAUUCAACAGACCACCUGGCCACUGCUCUGCCAUCCACACCUCACUAGCUCACCACACCCCCUCCAUCGCAUCCUCUGGUCACCACCAACAUCUUCACCUUUUUAUACAUGGUUACCCACCUUGAAGGACUGACUGACUGACUUUUAAUCUGGGCUGGUAGACUAUUACCCUGUCCCCUCCUUGUUCACUUUUCCUCACCCCUCACCCCACGUGAGGAGAGCAGGGGGGGUAUUCAACCCAACCAACACCAGCUUCCUGGAAAACCAACACUCUUGCCGAGACAGUCUGAAUAGACUUGUUUUUAUUAUGAAGUUGUUUUUAAUCAUAGUGUGAAGUGUAUUUUGUGUAUUCUUUGUGUGUGUAUUUUUCCCUUAUGCGUGUAAAUAGAACUCCCAUGUGAUAUAGAGAGGACAGACAAGUCGUAUGCAUGGUUGUAGUUUUUGAAGGACAUGUUUGUAGUUUUUGGAGUGUCUGUGGU
Molecule: messenger RNA, 5566 nt
Organism: Coregonus sp. 'balchen'
Lineage: Eukaryota; Metazoa; Chordata; Actinopteri; Salmoniformes; Salmonidae
Source: the annotation of a GenBank genome assembly